AUGGACUUUGUGUAUGGCCGAGACUUUCAUGACCAUCUGGCCAGUCACAACAAGGAGAAGAAGCAUGUGUGCACUGUCUGUGGCAACAGUUACGCAAGAAGGUCCAGUCUGCUACAGCACAGGAGACUGCAUGACCCAGAUGGACACAAAUGCUACAUAUUUGAGAAAUUCUUCCCAAAAGACGCCAGACUGAAAGAACACCAGGUUAUCCACUCUGGAGAAACUCAGCAUGUGUGUGAUGUAUGCCAGAAGAAGUUCAAGUACAAAAGGGGCUUGAUCACUCACAUGAGACAAUUGCAUCCACAAGGGGAUGAAAGACCAGCAAAGUGCACAGUUUGUUCGAAAGAGUUUAAGUGUGAACAGUACCUGAAGAGACACAUGUGCAGAUCCAUAUUCGCAGAACAACUAAAGUAUGCACAAUCCGAGAGGGCAGACAUUGUAACGAUGGAGAAGGCAGGAUACAAAGAUGUAAACCUGACCGAUGUCAUUCGUUUCUUUACCGGAGAUAACCCGGCACAGUGGGUGGAGAUGGGAGAGCAGCAUCAGGGGACAUACGGCUGCUCGGCAGGCUGCGGUGCCCCCAUAGAUCGCUUCACGGGCCUGGGCCCGGCAUCCUGGGGUAUUGUUUCCGCCUAG
This is a messenger RNA of Branchiostoma floridae (Florida lancelet), 636 nucleotides long. RefSeq names its product zinc finger protein 211-like. Lineage: Eukaryota; Metazoa; Chordata; Leptocardii; Amphioxiformes; Branchiostomatidae. The transcript is spliced from 2 exons. The coding region runs from base 1 to 636 and encodes 211 amino acids. Gene Ontology annotation, cellular component: nucleus. Gene Ontology annotation, molecular function: RNA polymerase II transcription regulatory region sequence-specific DNA binding; DNA-binding transcription factor activity, RNA polymerase II-specific. Gene Ontology annotation, biological process: regulation of transcription by RNA polymerase II. The record is from RefSeq and is a predicted model, not a curated record.